This is a messenger RNA of Eurytemora carolleeae, 1126 nucleotides long. RefSeq lists its product as uncharacterized. The coding region runs from base 720 to 1088 and encodes 122 amino acids. The transcript is spliced from 2 exons. Lineage: Eukaryota; Metazoa; Arthropoda; Copepoda; Calanoida; Temoridae. The record is from RefSeq and is a predicted model, not a curated record.
UGAAUCCUAACGGAUUUAUUUGAGUUUGCAUUUGGAUUCUAUAAAUAACCCAAGCGACGCCGAAUUUUCCGUUAUCUUGAAGACCCAAGCGUUGGGGAGGGGACGGACCAACCCCGGGGUAGCUAGGGUUAAAUGCAAACCUAGGAUGGAGCGAAAUCCAGGGAAAAGAGGCAGUUGAUCAUCAGCUCCCUUAAACUGAGGUUCCCUUGAAGAUUCCCCAUCACCCUGAAACUGUUUCAAUUCACAAUAUCUGAUUAGUAUAGUAUCAAUCGUAUAUUUUUUGUAUCUUUGUAAAUAAUAAAGUAUAAGAAAAACCGACUCGACGAAUAUUUUAUUUACAAGUGUUUGCAUUGAGUAUUUUUCUUUCAUAUACAAUACUACACGCCUAAAAUUAGGCUCAUUUAAUUGGAAAUUGUACAUUAAUAUUAAAAAUGGUUGUAAUCUUGAAAAUCUGAUUUCAAACAAGUCUGCAUAGACCCUUAUGUGUAAACAAAGAUUAUCUUUUAUUUACCAACUUUUCUUACUCCAGUGAGUGGGCUCAUCCAAUCAGAAACGGUACAUAGAUUUUAAAAAAGGUCUCAAUCUUGAAAAUCCUAUUACAAAUGAGUCUACAGACCCUUAUUCCUCAUUUUUAAACUUUUAUAGUAUAUUAGACUAACUCAUAUUUUAUAUAUUUCUUAAUUUCUUACUGUUUUUAUAGAAAUACUGAUGAACUUGAGAUGAAGACCUGCAGUAUAAAAGAGGACAACAGAACCUUAGAUAAUUUCAUAACUAUUUCUAAGCAAUUUAAAGCAGAUGUCAACUCCUGUCUCCUUCCCUGCAGUGUUACCUUGAUAGGCCUUGAACUGUUUUCAUAUAAGGAUCUGGCGGAUUUACCAUACUCAACUCCUUCUCUAAACUUGACAGUUCUGAUGCCUAAUAUGAUAAGAGUAACUAAAGCUGAGUAUAUCUACACUAUCUGGGAGUUUAUCUCUGAGUUCUGUGGAUGGUUUGGAAUAUUGUUUGGUUUCUGUGUAGUGGACCUGGCAGAUGCUAUCAUAUCUACCAUUGUAAACUUAAAUAGUUUACUUUAUCAGAAUAUAAUAUAAGCCUUUGAAUUAUAUUUGCAUUUGCAUUUGAAUUUUGA